Molecule: messenger RNA, 420 nt
Organism: Rhizophagus irregularis DAOM 181602=DAOM 197198
Lineage: Eukaryota; Fungi; Glomeromycota; Glomeromycetes; Glomerales; Glomeraceae
Source: RefSeq, a predicted model, not a curated record
AUGGAUCAUAGAGAGAAAAAUUUAAAUGACUGGCAACAGUCGCUGUUAUUGAAAGAACAGAAUCUCAACGAAUAUCAAAAUAAUUUAAAUUUAUUCAACAAAAAUAUGCCAUUAAAUAAAUCCGAUUCUAUUUAUGCAGAAUGGGGUAUCUUCAAAAGAAGUAUGAACAAUGACUCUAGGCUAGGAAUUAUGUCGAUUGGGGAAGUAUUCGUGUCCAAUACGUUUAUUGAAUUAUAUAACAACUGGCUGAACACAGAUAUAGGUAAAAAUUAUAAAGCAAAUAAAUUAAUCGCUGUAUAUGUCACGAAGCUAGACCUAAGCUGGACUGCAAAUGACUUUCGGUUGGUGGAUAACCUUAAUGCAAAACUUGCAGUUUGCGAAAAGUCAGGAAGACACAAGAUUAAAUUCAUUAUUGAAUAA